AUGUGGAUUAAACGCGACAGAUCACUGAAUCAAAAAAAAUUUAAUGUUCCAUCUUGUAAUGAAGUAGCAGUUGUAUUUGUUAGUGAAGAUGGUGAACCUCCAAUGGAACGUGAUAUAUGUAUACACCCAAAAGAUUCGAAAAGUAUACCAAUUUCCACUCUUAGUCCAAAUGUUGAUCCUAUGACAUAUCCUAUAAUGUUUCCCGCAGGUGAUCCCGGUUGGACUGUAAACAUUAAGCAUACGCAAGGUAAUCGUAAUGUAACUCCCCUACAAUUUUAUAUGUAUCGUCUUUCGUAUAGAGGAACUUUUAAUCCUUGUUUAGCAUUAGGAAAAUUAACUCAGCAAUAUAUAGUUGAUGUAUGGUCUAAAGUUGAAGGCGAACGUUUAAAAUAUAUUCGUUUACAGCAGAAAAAACUCAGAGCGGAAUUAUACUGCGGAUUAAUGGAUUAUAUAAAUAAUAAAGCAAAAGAUGAAAAUGUUCGACCAGGAAAAAUGAUUAUUUUACCUUCAACAUUUAUUGGUGGACCACGUUCUUAUCAACAAUCUUUUAUGGAUGCUAUGCGAUUAGUUCAAGAAUUUGGAAAACCAAGUAUUUUUCUUACUAUGACAUGUAAUCCCAAAUGGUCUGAAAUUACUGAAAGUUUGUUAACUGGUGAAAUUGCAUCUGAUCGGCCCGAUAUUGUGGCUAGAGUUUUUCAACUAAAAGUAAAAGAAUUAAUAAAAGAAAUAAAAGACAAAGAAAUAUUUGGAACAGUUGUUGCAUUUGUUUAUGUAAUAGAGUUUCAAAAGCGUGGAUUACCGCAUGUACAUUUAAUUUUAUUUUUACGUAAUCCAAUUCGCGAUGCAGAAACAGUAGAUCAAAUAAUAUGUGCAGAAAUUCCAGAUGAAACAAAAAAUCCUGAACUAUACAGUAUUGUAAAGCAAUUUCAAGUUCAUGGACCUUGCGGAAAUCAAAAUAUGAAUUCACCUUGUAUGGAUCCUGAGAAGAAAGUUUGUACAAAACGUUAUCCGAAACCGUUUUGCUUAGAAACAAAUUAUCAUUCUAAAAAUUAUCCAGAAUAUAGACGAAAAAAUGAUGCAUGUGGUAGUACAGGUGGAGUUAAAUAUUUAUUCAAAUAUUGUUAUAAGGGACAUGAUUGUGCAAUAGUAGGUUAUAAAGAUGAUAAUAAUAAGGAAAUGCAAUAUGAUGAAAUUAUACAUUAUUUAAACACACGUUAUGUAUGUCCACUAGAGGCAAUGCAUAGAUUAUAUGAAUUUAACAUGCAUGAACAAUCACAUGCAACGUAUAGACUUGCUGUACAUUUGCCUAAUCAACAGUCAAUAUGUUUUAAAGAAGGAUUAGAGGAAGAAGCAGUUGAUAAAUUUAAAAAUACGACAUUGACAGCAUGGUUUAAAUUGAAUGCAGAAAAUCCUGAAGCUCGAAAUCCAAAAGAUAUUGAAAGAUAUUAUUUAAGAAUUUUGCUUCUUUAUGUACGUGGUGCAACAUCGUUUGAAGAUAUAAGGACAUACGAAGGUAUUAAGUAUAACACUUUUACCGAAGCAGCGCGUGCAGGAAAUUUGAUGAUAGAUGAUAAUGAAUGGGAUAAUUAUAAAGAAAAUAAUGAAUUAUCAUUACAAUUGCUCAAAAAAGAAUCUGACGCUCUUAUUAAAAGUUUAAAUGAUGAACAACGGCAAGUUUUUAAUGAUGUUAUGAUGGCCAUACAUAAUGAUGAAUAUGGUAGUAGAUAUUUUUUUCUUGAUGGGCGUGGAGGAAGUGGUAAAAGCUACUUACACAAUACAAUUAUUACUAAAGUCGAAAGUGAAGAAAUGGUAGUUCUAUCAGUUGCUUGGACUGGUAUAGCGGCUAAUCUUCUAAAAGGUGGACGAACGUCACAUUCUAUGUUUAAAUUUCCUAUACCAAUCAAUGAAGAUUCAACAUGUAAUGUAAGUGGAAUGUCGAAACAUGCUGAACUUUUAAGGAGUGCAAAAAUUAUUAUCUGGGAUGAAAUUACAAUGGCCCCAAAAUAUGCUUUACAAGCAAUGGAAUCUAUGUUAAGAGAUAUUACAAAAUGUAAUAAACCAUUUGGAGGAAAGGUUAUUUUGCUUUCGGGAGAUUUCCGACAAACUCUACCAAUCGUUCCACAUGGUAGUCGUACUCAUAUUGUUGAGGUAUGUGUGAAAAAUAGUAAAUUAUGGCAUCAUUUUGAAACUAGAUGUUUACAUGUGAAUGUUAGAUUAGAUAAGACACAAGUAGAGUUUUCGAACUGGUUAUUAAAUGUCGGUGAUGGUAAACCGCAGAGUAUGUUUGAAAAAGAAAAUAAUGUUUUAGAAAUUCCGCAGAAUUUAAUUUCGAGUGGGAAUUUAAUUGAUGAAAUAUAUGGAUCAUCAAUAAGUCUAAAUGAUGAGACUGUAUAUUCUUCUUGUAUUCUUUCGUUAACUAAUGCUGAAUUAUUAGAUUUAAAUGAACGCAUUUUAUUAAAAUUAGAAGGGAAAGAAAUAGUGUAUUAUAGUAAUGAUUCACAUAUUGAUGAUGAGGACCCAAAAGAUAUAAACAAUGUUAUCCCAAUAGAAUUUUUAAAUAGUUUAACACCAGAUGGUUUACCUCCUCAUAAAUUAUCGUUGAAGAUAGGAUGCAUAAUUAUGCUUUUGAGAAAUAUGAAUUUAGUUCAGGGAUUAUGUAAUGGAACUAGAUUAGUUGUAAAAUCUUUAAUGAAAAACGUGAUUUCUGCCGAAAUACUUAGUGGAAAAUUUAAAGGUGAAAUAGUUUUUAUUCCUCGCAUUGAUUUGUCUCCUUCGCAAGAUACAUUUCCGUUCAAAAUGGUAAGAAGACAAUUUCCAAUUAGACUUGCUUAUUUGACCGGCGCGGUAUCAACUCUACACAUUUUAAUUGUAUACAGUGCAACUGAACACCGUUAA
This is a messenger RNA of Leptopilina heterotoma, 2895 nucleotides long. RefSeq lists its product as uncharacterized. Bases 1 to 2895 code for a protein of 964 amino acids. The transcript has 4 exons. NCBI's taxonomy places the organism in Eukaryota, Metazoa, Arthropoda, Insecta, Hymenoptera, Figitidae. Gene Ontology annotation, molecular function: DNA helicase activity. Gene Ontology annotation, biological process: telomere maintenance; DNA repair. The record is from RefSeq and is a predicted model, not a curated record.